Planococcus citri (citrus mealybug) is the source of this 1754-nucleotide messenger RNA. RefSeq lists its product as uncharacterized. Lineage: Eukaryota; Metazoa; Arthropoda; Insecta; Hemiptera; Pseudococcidae. The record is from RefSeq and is a predicted model, not a curated record. The transcript is spliced from 6 exons. The coding region runs from base 113 to 1597 and encodes 494 amino acids.
AUUAGUUCUUCAACGUUUUCUCAAUUUUACAUAUUAGGUAUCCGACAAUAUUAUUGCCAGUUUAUUUGAAAUCAGAAAAAAAAUCUGAAAAUUCAGCCAGACAGGUUUUAAAAUGCUAAUACUUUUAGUAUGUUUAUGCUUUCAAUUCAUAAUUAAAGCAAGCACAGAGAAAGCUCUGGUGUUCGAUGUGGGUCGUAACGAUGAGGUGGAUUUAUCCGAAGGACGAUUUAGGGAUUGGUAUAACCGUUUGUUCGCUUGCGCAGCUUUCACCGAAAAAGAGAAGCAAUUCAAUGAAAAAAAUUCCAUCAGUGGAAAUGGCAUUUUUUCAAGACCUUCAUCCGAAGUAACAGCAGCAUUAUCAAAUGGAACUGCUGUAAAAGAUCUAUGUGAAAAUCCGUAUCAACCAGCAAUAGUUUAUAAUUCCAAGAAUAAUGAAUAUUUGAUUGGUUACGAGUUUUAUGACAGAACUGGCAGCGCGUAUCUCAAAAUCUGCGACUAUAAUUCCACGAUUUAUGGAGCUUUGCAAUCGGUAAAUCCUAAAAAUUACACACUUGGAGAAAAACCUGAAGAUUAUUCUAUUGCAGCCAGAUACAGUGAAGGGAGACGCACAAAAUUUCGUUUUUACGAUGAUCAGUCAGAAUUGACUUUUUGUUGGGCAUCAGUAUUAUCGAUUCAUACUCCUGCGAAUGACAAAAAAUGGAUUCAUUUCAUGUCCAGGUGGAUUCCUAAAUCAAAAAUGAAUGGCGAAUGUAAAGAUCACGGCUUAUUGGAUAAAGAAUUGGAAUUCAUCUUUUCCGAGCAAAAUCAAGCAGAGAUUUUGAAGGAUAUUCCAUCAUUACUUUCUUUACCUGGAAAUAACACAGAAAUAUCUUGCGGACAAGCAUUCGGUUGCUUGGAGAAAUACCAAAUAAAACCAUUAUGGUAUUUCCAUACAAAUUCAGGCAAAAUUGCCAGUUGCGUUGCAAUGAACAUCGUACCGGUUUGGAAAAGCAUUGCGAAUAAACAAUUGAAAAAAGUUGAUCAAUUUAUUGAAGAAGUUGCAUGCAAAUUUCAUUGUGGACCCGGGUUUCAAUCAAUAAACUACCGUAUCGAAGUAGAAUUUAUUUUUGGUGUUUCCGAUAUUAUGAAAUCAAGCUACGAAAACAGUUCCGACGAGCCUAGAGAAAUUUAUUUAUCGAACACCGAACGAACUCGAAUGAUGGCGAUUCCAGAAGUAAUCUAUCGUAUUAUCCAGAUCGGUUUUCCAUUAGGAAUACAAUCAGGUGAAUACGCGGACCAAAUAAAUGAUCCUGAAUGGUACACAGCGGCGGCUGCUGUUAUAGUACACAACAAUCUCAACUCUGGACAUUUCCAAAGGCUGUGUAGUAGAGAAAAUGAAUUAAGUGGUUGGGAUCAGAUCAAGAAUGAAGAUGCUAGAACUGGUAUAACCUAUGUGUGCCCUUUAACAAAGGAGCUUGGUGAAAGAUUAGGAAUUUCUAAAAACCUAACGAACGAUGAAUUACCUCCUAUACAUUUGAAUAAUGCUCCAGUGGCUUUGAGACGUUAUGUUCUUGGGUUUAAAGAUCUUCGGCCGGACGAACGAUCUGAUAACAAUUAAUUUUUUUAAUUGAAAAUGUGAAAAAAUUGUUUUUCAUUGAAUUAGGUAAUUAGUUGUUAUUAGGUUCGUAAUCAAUUAGGUAACAUCAAUUUUUUGCAUCAUAUGUAACAUUUCUUUUGUGUCAGUACCUGGCUCAUAAGUAAAUCUUUUAUGCAAU